Molecule: messenger RNA, 2682 nt
Organism: Penicillium oxalicum
Lineage: Eukaryota; Fungi; Ascomycota; Eurotiomycetes; Eurotiales; Aspergillaceae
Exons: 10
Coding region: 1-2682 (893 amino acids)
Biological process (GO): protein phosphorylation; arachidonate metabolic process
Cellular component (GO): membrane
Molecular function (GO): protein kinase activity; ATP binding
Source: RefSeq, a predicted model, not a curated record
AUGAACUCCAGCCAUCAAAAACGCGUUCGACCGCCGACGAUGUGGUGUGAAGACAAACCAAACUGGGCCAACUUAGGCACUGGAUCUAGUUUAUCCCAAAUGCCUGGCGAGCAAAUGAAUGGCGGACCCGACUCGGUGAUUGUUCCCGCUACAAGACCGACAAUCAAAGUUUUCCCUCCUAAGAUACGACAGACGACGGAGGACCCGUGGCAAACUUACGAACCGGUUAUGCAGGUUUUCCUUGGUCGCAGCGUUUGCCUUGCUUAUCGUCGAACCAAGAAGGCCGAACUAGUAAACAUUGAACGACUGAAACAGCAGUCUUCAUCAGUUGCCACUAUGAUCGAGGCGAUGAACCAGGUCUCUCAUCCUAGCUUUCUAACUCUGCUGGAAUGCUACUAUCACGGAGAUGAUGCGAUUCUGGUAUGGGAGCCAGCGGAGCUUUCUGUCAACGAGAUUCUGGCAUCGAGAUGUCCGAUUACUGAGUGUGAGAUUGCCGCGAUCGUCAGACCGGUUCUGGACGGAAUUAAGUACUUGCGCGACCAGGGAAAGGCGCUCGCUACAUUGAGCACGGAUAACAUCUUGCUCACCGAGGCGGGCCAGGUCAAAAUCGCUGCUGUGGAGCGUAGUUGCGAGAUCGCAACGUCGGAGAUGGAUGCAGCUACCUUGAAGCUUCUCGCCCUGGCCGAGAUUGUGGAGAAAUUAAUGAGAAAAAAUCCACCUCCACAUCCGUGGAGUGCCGAGGUACAGUGCCUGCCGAACCAGCUAAGAAGUCUCUCUGUGGAGAAGAUGCUAGAAAACACGUAUCUGAAACGACUAGCGCGGGAUGGAGGCCUGAAAAUCCUUGUAAAGGGAGCAGACAAAACUGCCAGCCAUAAGGUGGAUUUCUUCGACCGCUCCGUGAUUACGGGUGUUGUAUGUCGUACCCUAACCAACGAUGACUGCGAGCCUGACCGAACUGGUGCAGCCGAUGCGACCAAUGCCAAUAGCGCGCUAACAGAAUUGGACUUGUUCUUUAACGGGUCGUCCGCGGGGGAAAACUUCGCUAGGUUCCCCAGUUUAGCCCGGGGGAUCUUCAGGGCAUCUGCUAGUCGGACGGCACCCUCAUUUCUUCGCAAUCUUAACUUCAUUAGGGGCUGUGUUCGAAUGCUAGUAGAUAGCUUGUACGACACAAGGGACCUGGAAGAUACAUUGAAGCAUGCUAUUGAUCCACAGCGUCGGAUGUUUGACGUUCCGGGUGGUGCUAGCCCAGCCGGUUGCCGGGUGGCUAUUAUCACAAGUCGAGCAUCCGAUGGGAAAGCGUGUUUCCUAGCAAACUAUCGCGGCUUGGGCCAACGGGAUACCGACGCGGCAUAUGCCUUCUUAGCUCCGCAGAGCGAGGCUGAGAAUCCAUUCCUGUGGGAAGCUGGCCUGUGCAGUGUCGCCCCCCCAGGUUUUUUCCGAGCAAAGUCGCUAGUAGGCUUUGGUCCUAUGCAAGACAGGGGUGUGCGUGCCAACAAUCCCCUCGCAAUCGCAUUGAAGGAAUCCACUGUUAUCUGGCCGUCGGCUAAAAAGCACGACCUUCUUCUAUCGGUAGGCACCGGAUAUUCUCUACCUGCCUCGGAGCCAACACGUGGCCCCUUCAACGCACUUCGAGAGGGCGCGCUACCUCGAAUGAUCCGAGCGAUGAUAUCUUCGCUAUGCAUAGACGGCCGCCAAGGAUAUCACGAAGCGCUCAACUACAUCCCCGAACUCGCUAGUUCAGAUAUUUUCCGGGCCAUCCUGGCGACCGCAUUCUUCUUUUUUGAGCUGGAUGACAUCCCAGUCAAGGGUCAUGGGGCAUACUUCUGCCGUGGAUCGAUCCUGUGCUCGAGGGAAAACACGCCGACUAUCGUCAAGGGUGUCUUGGCAGAGUUUCCGGGGGCGAGAUUUCGCACCGCCCAGGAUUACCACCUCGGUCCAGUUGGCGAGCACGAUGGCUGCAGCGAUUGUGGGUACUAUCGAAAGAAAGUGGCUUUCUCCGUCGGCAGCCUACAAGAGGAAUUCACGAUUCAAAUAUGCGGCAACACAUCUAGUCAAAUGAUUGGAGGUUUUCCAAAGUCUGUGCAACAACUUACCCAUGAGCAGCAAGCAUACGCUCACUUUGGUCGUGCGGAUCACGACGUCGGAAUGGACGUCACUUCAGAUGACGCUUCAAGUAUCUACAGCCGGCCACCUGAAGCUCCUCAGGAUACUCUGUCAUGGAAAUUGAUGCCGAUUAUUCUUCCAAUCCGACAUGACCUUCCUGAGAUAAACUCCUUGGACCAUCAGAUCGCUAUGGCCCGAGGUUCGACUAUUGCUCUAGAGACCACCCGGACCCGUAUACAAAGUUCAAAGUCCCAAAAUCGACUGUCGCUUUCAGAGUUGAGGAAGGAAAAGUUGCGCCAGCGGGAUCAGCAAGAAAAUGAAAAUCAAUUCUACCGGGAUUGUUUUGAGAAUCUACACCAGCUUCUUCUUGAUGUAGUUGAAGCAGCACAGGAUUUAACACUACAAUACUAUUUUGAGCCCGAGACCAGUCCGGUUGGGAAUGAACAUGUCCAGCAAGCAAUCCACAGGCUCCGCGCUGCGCUAGGUCAGUCAAAAGUGCACGAGGCUCAGGCAGAGCAGGAAUGGAAGCGGCAGUGGAGUGUUUCGAGAGUUUGGAGUCCUCCUACCCGGUGGAUCUAA